Pelobates fuscus (common spadefoot toad) is the source of this 4367-nucleotide messenger RNA. RefSeq names its product leucine rich repeat and coiled-coil centrosomal protein 1 (gene LRRCC1). The transcript is spliced from 19 exons. The record is from RefSeq and is a predicted model, not a curated record. Gene Ontology annotation, cellular component: centrosome; cytoplasm. NCBI's taxonomy places the organism in Eukaryota, Metazoa, Chordata, Amphibia, Anura, Pelobatidae. Gene Ontology annotation, molecular function: protein binding. The coding region runs from base 228 to 3350 and encodes 1040 amino acids.
CCGUAUAAUUAGGACACCCCCGCCCCCCCCCCGUUACCGUGGCAACCAAGUGCAACAUUCCCAGUCCCUGCGAUGAAGCCGUACAAUUAAAGGGGAAAGGCCUGGUAUCUGAAUGUGUAGCUCGGGGUACCAUUACAGGCUCUGUGUAUUAACCCCUUCAUAGCCGUCACCAGCCAGGACCAGCACCCCAGCACCCCAGCACCCCAUAGUGUGAGUGGGGUGACAAGAUGGCAGCCGGGGAUCCAGAGAGCAGGGAGCUCAGCCUGAUGGAUAAGCAGGUCUCCAGCUUGUUUGAUAUUUCCUUGAACUCCCAUCUCAUUUCCAUAAAUUUACACUGCAAUCAAAUCUGUAAGCUUGAAGGACUGGAACAUCUACGCAAUUUACAACAUCUCGACCUGUCAUCUAAUCUCAUAACUAGAAUUGAGGGCCUUGACUCCUUGAUGUGUUUACGCACUUUGAAUUUGUCUUGUAACCAGCUUACAAAAAUUGAAGGGCUGGAGGGAUUAUUAAACCUCAGAGAGCUCAAUCUAACUUAUAACCGCAUACACGAUCUUACUGGACUAAUACCACUCCAUGCACAGACUUAUAAGCUCAGCCAUCUUUAUCUCCAUAGCAACUGCAUCAAUGACUUUGAACAUGUAAUCCAUUGCAUAGUUGGGUUACAAUCCUUGCUUUAUCUCACGUUUGAGCAGAGUGGAAAAGAUAAUCUGGUUUGCAGUUUAACAGGAUACAGAGAAGUUAUUUUAGAAGCUUUGCCAAAACUAAGAGGACUUGAUGGAAUAAACCAGAGUGGUGAAUCACUUACUGGACAUCAUGGAGGAUCAAUGGACCUGCCUAAUAUGGAGUUCUUGGAAUACUUGAUAGCAUUUGAUAUUGGAAGUGGAUGCAAGGAGGUAGAGGAUUCUAAAAAUGUACCCGUGAUAACACCAAGAAUUGAUCAAGUAUUAUCUCACUAUAGAAAAUCUCCUGGUAGCUAUGUAUCAGGUAAUAUGAGUAAUGGUGUGAAUACCACCACUUCAUCAGAUAAAGAGAGUGCUACACAUCAAGAUACCAACAGCAUGUUGCGUGAAAUGAGAAUUAAGAAGCUAGAGGAACAAAUGGCAAAUCAUUUGGAAAAGACUUCCACAUCAAAAACCAAAAGGCCAGUAAGUAUAAUGAAAGCAAAGAGAGACACCGAUCUGACAACUGAAAGUGACUAUGAUAGUGGAAAAGAAAACUCAAGAAAUAGUGAAACAAACCGUAGCCGAAUCCCAGCCUAUUGUAAAAAUAAUUACACCCCCAGGACCACUAACAAACCGUCAACAGCCAGGAUAUCAAACAGUGUGUUGAAAAAAAGUGCAGUACGGAAGCAGAAAAGCCCCAAUCCCUGGGGAAAAGCUGGCGUUCAGAGUUGUUUGUCUUCUGAUAGACCAGAAACAGACAGCUCCGAACAAGUAUCUGGAAAGCUGCCGACAUACCUAAAGAGUCAAAAAAGCAAAGCAGCAGCAACUGUGCCUAAUCCAACAGAGGAAUCCACUUAUCGGGCUCUUGUACAGGAAUUGGACCAAGAACGAGAACGAAGAUGGAAAGCAGAACAAUCUUUAGUGAGACUAACUGAAAACCUCAAAGAUUUACAGUGUCAGGCUAAAGAAGAAAAAAAUAUCAACAGCGUGGCUGUUUAUACCACUGAUAGGAUUAAAGAAUUACUUUUAAAGGAAAAAAAUGCAAAUGUCAUGUUAAAAGGUUUUGUUCAACGCUUGAAAGAAGAAAAUGAGACCCUUGCAAAUGAACUUGAGAAAUGUGCAAACAAAGAGGAAGACUAUAAGAAAGCUUUAAAGAAUUUGGAAGAUUCUCUGUCCAAAUUGGAGACCCAACAUGUGCAGAAACAAACAUUGGAGAUGAAGCAUAUUCAAGAAGUGGAACGUAAAGCAUCUGCAUCUCAAAGAGAAGUUGACCUGCUUAGAGUGUCUGUUCGCAAGCAGAAAGACAAAGUUCAGCAACUCCAUGAACUGCUCACUGCCCGAGAGGAGGCACACAGGAAAGAAUUAGAAUCAAGAGUACCUCUACAUGGGCCUGAAUUCCAAGAAGCUGUGUCUAAGGAAGCUUCCAAGGAAGAACGUCGCCAUAGUCAACAAAUAAAUGAAUUCCAAGAGAAAAUAAAUGCACUGACACAGCAGUAUACAGCUCUAGAAGACGAAUUUCGAUCCGCUCUGAUUAUUGAAUCCAGACGGUUUAAAGAGGUUAAAGAUGGCUUUGAUAGCAUGUCUGCAGAAAUAUCCGAAUAUAAGGAGGCACUUAAUUGCUGCCAACGAAAAGAAAAGCAGUUGGCGGCUUUAAAUCAAGAGCUAACUACCAUGGUGAAGGAGCAGAAAGCAAGGAUAGCAGAAAUUACAAAAGCAAAGCAAGAGAAAACCAGUGAAUUAAAAAGCAAAAUCGGUACCCUGGAAAGAGUUGCUGAAGAAGAAAAACGCAAAACUGUUCAAAUUGAAGUUCUGAAGCAAGAAAAAUCAAAACUGAUUUCACAGCUCACUGCACAGGAGUCAUUGAUAGAUGGAUUAAAAGCGGAGAGAAAAAUCUGGGGACAAGAGCUAACUCAACAAGGGGUUUCACUGGCACAGGAUCGAGGAAGGCUAGAAGCAAAAAUUGAGGUUCUUUCAAAUGAAAUUGAAACCUUGAAAAAGCACAAUGAACGUGACAAUGAUGCUCUAAAAAUCAAAAUCAAAGUUGUUGAUGACCAGACAGAAACCAUAAGGAAACUUAAAGAAGGACUGCAAGAGAGAGAUGAACGAAUCCGAAAGCUGCGUGAAGAAAAUAUUGGGCUUGAGAAAGCAUUACGAGAACAGACCGACGAAAAGACAGCACAACUGGAGGAACUAAAAGGGAAGCUGGAAAGACAGAUUGCGAGGAAGGACGAAGCCGAAUUGCUCCUUGAAGAGAGAGAAGCUGAACUGGAAGAUGUGAAGAAGGCUUACAGUGCAAUGAAUAUGAAGUGGCAGGAUAAAGCGGAAUUACUAAACCAGCUUGAAACGCAAGUCAGGAAGAUGAAAGAGAAUUUUGAUGCCAAGGAAAAUAAGUUGAUUGAAGAGAGAGACAAAAGCAUCCAAACUCAGAAAGCUUUAACAGAGAAAUUGCGCUUGGUGGAUGACGCCUUUCGUCAGCAGCUGGAGUCGGUUCUCGCUGCUCAUCAAGCUGAACAUAUUAAGGUAGCAAGUGACAAACAAAAAGAAAUCGAAGCAGCACACGAGAGGGUUUUCCAGGUGGAAGAAGAGAUGCGUCAGCUUUUACAAGAAACCGCAAAGAGCAAAAAAAACACAGAGGAAAAGAUUAAGCGACUUACGAAAGCUUUGAGUGAUAUUCAACAAGAACUAUAAAUAUAUUUUAGAAUUUCAGAUACGUGUAAGAAAAUGUUCAUGUAAAAAGGAUAUGUAUAUAUUUCAGUGUUAUAUCUGUUAAUUUUAUGAAAGGCACUUUCAAGGUAACUGGUAAGUGAUCUGCAACUCUUUAAAAGAACACUCCAGGCACCAUAACAACUUAAAUGGGAUGAACUGGUUAUGCUGAAAAUAUGUUCCUGGCACUAACUUAUCUUUAGGUUUUAAGAAGUCUUCCUUCCAGCGCUCUUUAGCUCUGUCCUUGUCCUUCUGCUUUUCUGAGAUUCUUCAAACAGGAAGCCUUGGACAGGAGCGCUGCUAAUUGGCAGAGUAGCCCUCCAUUCAUAAAAAUUACUUGAGAAUAAUAUGUACGUAUAUCAAGCCGUUUUAUGAAUGAGGAGCUACAGAUUUGGCUUAGAGCGUCAUCUGAGGCACUCAGAUAAUCUGCGGCACCCCUGUCUCCGAGGCAGUCUAAAGGCUUCCUGAGACAAGUUCAAAACCAAGUGGGAUACAGUCAUAUACCUAAAAAUUCUUUACAUCAACAGGACAUAGUGCAACACUGUAUAUAUAAAUUAAUAUACUGCUUUAAUGAUUGCACUCACACACAUAAGAGAAGUAUGCGCAUAUUACAAAUCCUCCCCUGUAAUGGGUAUGGGAUCAGGAACUCCUACGUGCUUUUCCUUCUCACAAACAGAUACCAGGUCUGAGGUUUCCUGUUUGAAGAAUUUCAAAGAAACAGAAGGACAGGGGCAGAGCUAAAUGACUCUGGAGAGAAGACUUUGUGGUUAAACCGUUUGUGAACAAUUUAAUCUCUACAGAUAAGCCAGUGGCAACAUAAUAACCUCCUGGCAACAUAACAACUUAAUUUUCAUUAAGUUGUUAUGGUGCACAAAAUGUUGCUUCAAUUAGUUAUUAGAAGCAUGUUUUGUAUCUUUAUAUUUGUGAAGGGUCUGGUCUCUAAUGUAAAAUCAGAUCUUAUUUUUAUUAUUUAUUUAAAAUUGUAAUUCACCAAAUUAAAUA